Molecule: messenger RNA, 915 nt
Organism: Tremella mesenterica DSM 1558
Lineage: Eukaryota; Fungi; Basidiomycota; Tremellomycetes; Tremellales; Tremellaceae
Exons: 5
Coding region: 1-915 (304 amino acids)
Cellular component (GO): plasma membrane
Source: RefSeq, a predicted model, not a curated record
AUGACCUUUUGGCGUCCUCAUCCUAACCCAUUAAAGUCGGACUUCAGCGCUUGGGUGGGGACUAGCAGAGCAUUCACGAUACCUACCCUUCCUUCCGGUUGGUCGUAUCAGGGAUGUUGGUAUGAGGGUAUCGGACAGAGAGGGUUGAAUGAUUCUUUUUGGGGUAAAGACUCGCAAACCGAUCUUCUAUGUAUUGAUCACUGUGCAGGGAUGGGUUUCAAAUAUGCCGGUCUUGAGAUGGGUACCCAGUGUUUCUGCGGCGACGCAUUACACAACAUGGACCUUGCUGAAGAAUCGAAUUGCAGCUACUUCUGCAAUGGUGAUGAUAAUCAACCCUGUGGUGGAUACGCAUACAUGACUUUAUUCGAACUAUCCUCUUCCUCUUCUUCAGACCAAACCUCCAGCUCGGCCUCGUCGAAAAAAUCCACAACCACCGCGGCGGCAGCUGCUACGACAAAAGCUGCUACCACCACUUCCACAUCUCCCACCUCGUCAGCAGGUACAACACCAGGUACUUCCGCAACUACGACCUCCCCCGGAUCUUCAAGUAAUAGCGCAAGUAGCACAAGUUCUUUCGCGUUGUCGUAUGUCGUAUCGAAUACUAUACCAAGUUUGAACAAUUACACAUCUAUGCCUUCCACCUUUGUAGCGGCAAGUGCAUCAAAUGCGCAGAGCGACGGAUCAGCAGCUGGUUCUCGGGUUUCGACUAAGAGCACCAACGCUCUGCCAGUUAUCGCUGCUACGGCAACUGCUAUGGGUUUUGUAGCUGCACCCACUUUGAGGGAUGCUAAGCAGGGUAUAAUGUUUGGUUAUACCCUUUCGUCUUCUUCUUCUACCUCUUUCACUACUUCGUCCUCUACUAUACUUUCCGCGAUCAUCUUCAGUUUGAUUCUUCCGCUCCUCAUUCCAUUGUGA